AGUACACGUUAAUCCGGUUGUAUAAUGUAAGGCUAAUUUUAGUUUUUAAGGAAAUGAACAAAAUGCAAGUUACAACCGAUCGGUCUUAACAAAAGAACAAGAUGCAUCUUAAGAAGCGAGUGUGAGCAUGUAUGUAAGUAUACUAUUUUGAGCGCGAGAACAUCCACCAAUCGAAACAUUCGCUGUUCAGUUUAUCAGUGCGCGCCACGCUCUCUUCACUUGGCCGCCUAUGCGUCAAGACUUACGCGGGUUCUUAUAAAUACAGCGCGCAACGGCAGGAAUCUGUGCAUGUUAUGUUAACUUCACUGUAUAAUAAUAUAAAUAGUAUUAUAAAACGCAUGAGAGAGAAGUCUUAAAUCACUGUUUCUGCUUAAAUCCAAUUAGACUAUUUCUGAAUUGUGUGACGAGCAGUAGUUAACAGUUUGAUGCAGUGCAAUAUCUAAAAAUUUUAAGAUAAAACUAUGGUUGAACCAAAGAAGAAAUGUAGACAAUAUAAUGUCGAAUAUUUGAAAUAUGGCUUUAUUGAGUCACCCACAAACAACACAUUACUAAUGUGCCUGAUUUGUCAAAAAGUUUUUUCCAAUGAAGCUAUGGAACCUUCAAAAUUAAAAGAUCACUUGAAAAAAGCUCAUACUGAUAACGAAGAUAAAGAUUUAUCUUAUUUUCAAGCACUCAAAGAGCAAUUUUUGAAACGAUCAACGUCGACAGAUAUAUUUGCAACCACAUCCAAACAAGAGAAUGACGGGUUACGUGCCUCUUACAACAUUUCCUUACUUAUCGCUAAAUCGGGAAAACCACAUACUAUUGGUGAAGAAUUGAUCCUACCAGCUGUUAGUGAGGUUCUGCGUACUGUACUGCACAAGUCAGCGGAUGAUAUUAUUAAGAAAAUUCCUUUGAGCAAUAAUACAGUGCAACGACGAAUUGAUGAAAUGGCCCAGGAUGUGGAAGUCUCAUUAUGUGAUUUUUUAAAAACAACCCAGUUCUCUUUACAACUUGAGGAAUCUAUUGUAACAGGGAAUGAAGCUUUACUUUUAGCAUACGUUCGAUUCAUAAAAGAAGAAAAAAUUUGCCAAGAAUUAUUAUUUGCUAAACAAUUGAUAAUUAGCACUAAAGGAGAAUCGAUAUUUAAUGUAGUGAAAGCGUUUUUUAAAGAAAGGGAAAUUCCUCUGAAUAAUAUCAUAUCAAUUGCUAUUGACGGUGCUUUAGCGAUGGUAGGGCGUUAUCGCGGUUUUAUUUCAUUUUUCAAAAAGUCGGUGCCAAAUGUAUGCGCUGUGCACUGUGUGAUUCAUCGACAACAUUUAGUUGCAAAAAACCUUAGUGAUCGCCUGCAUUGCUCAUUACAAUACGUAAUUACAGCGGUUAAUAAAAUUCAUGCACUCAAGGAUAGAUUGUUUAGACAGAUUUGCAUUGAAAACGACGAAGACUUUAAUCGUUUGCUAUUCCAUACAGAAGUACAUUGGCUGUUAAAUAGUGCUUGUUUAAAUCGAGUUUAUAAUCACUUUGACUUAGUUAUAAAAUCUUUUGAAAACAAAGAUAAUUUAUUAAGAAACAACUUAAUAAAAGUCAAAAGUGACAUAGCUUAUUUGACAGAUUUAUAUAACAAAUUUAAUAAAAUAAAUUUGGAGCUGCAAGGAGAUGAACUGAAUUUGAUCAAAACUAAGUCUAUUAUUUCUGCGUUUAUGUCAAAACUACUCUUGUACAAACGCAAGUUAGAACGUGGAGUGUUUUACCAGUUUCUGAAUCUUUCCUCGGUGAAAAAACGUGAUGAUGAAGUUCUGAUUUAUUGUCAACAUUUACAGGCACUCCAUAAUGAUUUUAAUAAUCGAUUUGAAGAUAUUCUUACUAUGAAGAUUCCCGCUUGGAUUUUAGACCCAUUUUCUAGUACUGAAGAAACAGAAUUGCAAUUACAAGAAGAAUUAAUUGAAUUAUCAACAAACGAAGAAUUAAAAUUUAAAUUUAAAAAUGGGUAUCAAGCAUUCUGGUUGCAAAAGCAAAUACCCACACUUUAUCCUCAAUUAUGGGCUGUGGUAAAAAAAUUUUUAAUUGCAUUUCCGUCAUCCUAUUUAGUUGAACGUGGAUGUAGUGCGGUCGCAAGUCUUUUUCUUAAACAGAGAAACCUCCUGCAAAUAGCUGAUCGCGGAGACUUAAGGAUACUGCUGACAAAUAUAAAGCCGAAUAUUGACAAAUUGAUAGCAGCACAUCAGGCUCAUCCUUCUCAUUGAUAAUUAUUUUAUCUUUAUUAUCUUUAAUUUUACGGAUUUUAUUGAUAAUCACUAAUAAUAGUGAGCAAUCUUAUAUGUUUAUAUGCAAUUUCUUUGUUAUUUCAUGUUAUUAUAAUAAAAAGUUUUAACAUUUCAGUUCCAAGUUUUAUUUCCAACCUAUCUUUUUGAAAUUCAAAAAUUACAUACAUACACAGCUACAGAAAUAUUGUGAUGAAAUUACAGACACAGCUAUACGCUCUUACAAUUGUAUCAUUAGUUGAGAUAGAGAUAGAGAUUUCCUGAAGGGGGCGUUGAAAAAACUUAUCUUUGAAAAGGGGGCGGUAAGUUUGGGAAACUCUGCACUAGUCUGUACUUUUGCUAUUUUAUAUAACAACGAAUUUUGCGUUACUCUCUUUGUAACUAUCCUCUCUCUGUUCCGCACUGCUUAUCUCGACAUGAGGAACACGAUCGAUCGAAUUCAGGAUUGCAGGUACGAGGAAAAUCACUUUGCAAUGAGGUCGAUGGAAGAGAAGCGCCUCGAGCAACCUUCCAGAAAUAACCGAAUCAUUUAGAUUUCGUGGAUGGCGGAGGUUGGGCGUGCUUGCCGGGUUGUUACAGAGCCUUCCAGAGCGGCAGGAAGAUGUUGCGUGGAUCGACGAACGUGAAGGGGUGGGUGAUGGAAGGGUAGGAGGAAAAAACGUUGAUACUUUUAUCGGUACUGACGGCCCUGAAGCGCCCACGACCUGGUCUUCAUGGCAUUUUUACUUUGAUCGAGAUUUGCGAACUUGCACAUACCUACGUAGGUACAUCGAGAGUCAAACUUUAUAUUUAACUCAGCACGAGGACGCAGACAUUAAAUAGCUAUAUUUUCAAUAAUACAAACAUAACAAAUGUUAUUUUUAUAAUUAAUAGUUACAUUCUGUGUGUUUCUGACAGGAUUAUAUUUUUCACGUUAUUACGAUAAUAAGAUUCUUUUUCCCGAAAUAUCGCAAUGGUUGUUGGCUCGAAGCUACACCGCAUUUCAUCUUGUAAUAAUCCCGGCGUCACGAGUUUCAUACAUUUACAUCGUUACGACAUAGAAGCCAAUGGUACGUGCUUAGUUUUCAUGCAUAAAAAGCAUAUAACCGCUCGCAAGCAAUUACCCAGCCCUCUAAUUGGCAUAUAACGUAUAGUGUCGCGUGUAUUGUCUUGCACUGUAUCCAACGUGUACGAAAACCGUGUAUGGAUAGCUUGUUGCGACCCAUUACUUUGGAAUUUAAUUGGCACACGUUGCAGAACAGCAUGGCGUAUCUCGUUGAAUCGCAUGGAAUGCACGGUGCGAUCAAUACCCAUCGGAUAAAGAUACCGGUUAUGGCAGUAAUUAUUCCCUAAAACAGCGUGCUUUUACAUUAUGUCAGUACAACUUGUUAUUACAGUUAAACCAGAUAUUAUUUAGUAAUUGAUAUUAGAUAUACAAUUUCAUUGUGUCGAUAUUGAUUACAACAUGCGAUUUACUGUCGGGGUAACGCCGACGCUAAUUAUAAAUUCUGUCGACAUUUCAUUGUACGUAUCAAUCACAUUCUCGUGUACCGCGUAUCAUCCCUCUCGUCGAAAACUUUCCUCUCCCUUCGAGCGCGUUUUUCCGACAUCACGGAGUAUACUAUCUCUGCGCGAAGAUUACGUACGAUAGCACAUUAUAGCGAGUUUAUCAUCGUGUGAAUUAAUGAAGGGCUUGCCCUUCCGCAAUUAUC
Messenger RNA from Ooceraea biroi (clonal raider ant), 3931 nucleotides. Its product is annotated as SCAN domain-containing protein 3. The record is from RefSeq and is a predicted model, not a curated record. Lineage: Eukaryota; Metazoa; Arthropoda; Insecta; Hymenoptera; Formicidae.